GCAAUGGAGAUGGAUGGCAUUUACACUGUGCUGCAGAAUCCCUCGGAGGAUGUCUAUUCCACAGUAAACCAACCCCAGGGCAGGAGAGCAGGUGCUCAACAGAGGGACCCCACCCUGCCUGUGAGUGCUGCUGGCAAAGCCUCUUCAUACAGACAGCCUGCACUGGUCCUCCUCAUCCUGUGCUGUCUCUUACUGGCUGCCAUCAUCUCCCUCGCUGUCUAUCAUUUCAAAACUAACGAAGACCCUGAGAAAUACAAUACAUUACUGAAUCAGCUGCAGGACUUGAGCAGCAAGAAUCAUUCUGAAUUGAAAAAGAGCAAUACUGAGCUUUUUGUCAAAUCAUCAAUCUUGGAUAAAUACUGUCCUCUCAAAGAAGGCUCUUCAAAGGAGCGGGGUUGUUGUCCAGUGAAGUGGAUGCAGUUCAAUGGAAAGUGCUACUACUUCUCAACUGAUACAAUGGACUGGAACUCCAGCCGUGAUAACUGCACAUCAAAGGGGGGGCACCUGGUGAUUAUAGAGAGCAAGGCAGAGCAGAAAUUCUUAACGUAUGCAACUAAAGCCCAUCCAGGGAAUCGCUACUGGAUUGGCCUGACUGAUGCUGUUACUGAAGGAACCUGGCUCUGGGUGGACGGCACUCCUCUCAAUGACAAGACACAGUACUGGGUCAGUGGAGAGCCUAAUGACAACAAUGGUAAGGAGGAUUGUGCAAUUCUUCCAUUCUAUGCAGAUCCCCUCCAUCCCCUCAAUUCCUGGAAUGAUAUAGAGUGCCAAAAUAACUAUAGUAGGAUUUGUGAAACCAUAGCAGUGAUAAUCUAUCAGUGAUAACCUAUUAAUUCUCUCACAUUUACACAAAGAAUGUUAACCACUUCAACUCCAGAUGUAAAAAUGAAACCCCUUCCCAGGUACCAGAUUUUGAAAAUAAUAAUAAUAAUAAUGUUUUCAAACCUGCAAUUGCUAUAAAAUGUUAACAUAUGAUAAAUAAAAGACAAAUAAAUUACUUAAACUGUGUUUUUCAUUAACCCUUUAUGCUGCUGUGUACUACAUACCCAUAUUCAAUAUAGAGAUAAGAACGUGUUUUUUAACAAUGAAAACAAAAACGCUGUUAACAACGAUAAUAACAAUAAUAAUCAGUAAACAGUAAUUAUCAAAUAAAAGUCAAACAUCAAAACAUGUGCCAGUA
Messenger RNA from Acipenser ruthenus (sterlet), 1180 nucleotides. RefSeq names its product C-type lectin domain family 4 member E-like. The transcript has 6 exons. Bases 4 to 822 code for a protein of 272 amino acids. The record is from RefSeq and is a predicted model, not a curated record. Lineage: Eukaryota; Metazoa; Chordata; Actinopteri; Acipenseriformes; Acipenseridae.